GGUUUAUGUUGCCAGCAACUGGAUACCGAGCUGCCGCUUGUUCAAGAGCGAGCACUUGCUGUCGGCGGUCGGGCUAAGCCGGACGUUUCCCAGGGGUAAUCGGCCGAGGGGGUUGUUUAACUUGUUUUUGUUUGUACUUGCAAUUUCUCAUAUUUGGUUGUUUUUGCAGCUUGCUCUUUGACACGUCUCCUCGAAUCCGAUCCCGAAAUGGCCGAGAAGUUGAAUUAUGCGGCAAUGAGGGCGGCCCAACUUAAGGCUGAGUUGAAGGCAAAAAAGAUCGGAGUCCCCAACCCUCCAAAGGUAUGUCUCGGGUUUUGGCCGAGUACUCUAUCUUGCUGGUUCCGAGCUGAUCUUGAAACUUUGCAGGAUCCGUCGAAGCCCAAGGCUUCGAAGAAAAGGAAGGAGCGGGAUCCGCACAAGGUGGCCAAGUCCGAGAAGGCGCUGGCCAAGGCUCAGGAUGAAAAGGCUAAAAAAGCCAAGUCCGUUGAAGUCAAUAGUCCCCGACCUGAGGACCGGGUGGAGAAAUCCGAGGGGACUCAUAUUUCUGUCCACUCGGAGGAUUUCCGACCUGUUCAGAGUCCUCAGUAUACGCCGGCCGCUCGCGGCCCCCAUGACGACCCGGAGGAGCUUAGCCUCGCCUUGGCUAGGCCUUUUGGCGAACUGGAUGCUCAAGGACUCGACACUCGCUGGACCAACGCUGUUGAGUGCCUGUACAGCGCUUCCACCGACCGGGAGUACAUCGCUCAGACCAGUGGUCCGGAGGAGACCAAUGACUUGUUUCGCAGUUGGGCUGAGUUCUCCGCUCGGCUGGUCAAUGUGGCCAGGAACAAGGUCCAUUUGGCCGAGAAGGUUUCUGACUUGGAAGCCAAGGGCAAGAAACACUUCACUGCGCUCCACGCCGCCGAGCAGGCUCAGAGGGUAGCCGAGGCGGAUCUCGCCCACGCCAAGAGGUGUAUUGCUCGGGAUCAAGAUGAUUUCAAGGCCGAGCGGGCGCAAUGGGAUGAGGCCAAGCGGAAACUCAUCAAGGAAAAGGAUGAGGCUGUGAUCGCCAAGGUUGCUGCCGAGGCCCAGGUAGCAGAAGCGCAGACUAAAAUUACUGAUCUGCAAUUCAAGUUGGCCAAGCUGGAAAAGGCCUCGAAAUCCGAAGAUGAGUGGUUCGCUGGCUGGAAGGAGACCAAAGCCUGCGAAUUAUUUGUCAACGAGGUCGGAUCUACCGCCCAACAGAUGGGGGUAGAUGGCGCCCUUAAGAGGAUGAAAGCGGCCCUUGAGAGAUCGCAUCCCUCUCUUCCUUGGUCCGAGGUCAUGGGGAGCUACGAAGCUCUUCUGAAGGAGGAGGAUCAGGCCAUCCUCUCGGAACUGCAUAUUGGCCUCUCGGAUGAUGACGAUGAUGGUGAUGAAGAGGAUGUAGAGGAAGAGGCGGUGGCUGACAAGGGACAAGACCAAGGGGUGGCCAGGUCCGAGGAGCAUCAUGGGAGCACCAAUGAUCCGACCGACGCCCCUGCAGCUUAGGCUUUGUUUUGACUUGUAUUUUGUUUUUCUUUUUGCUCUUAGCCUUGGUAGUACCAAGGUUUUAGGAUGUAAUUUUUUCUAACUUUAAUGAAAAGUCUUCUUUAUUUUAUCCGAGCACCUUUUAUUAUUGUCAAUUGCAAUUUUUGCUUCAAAGAUUCUCGAACUGGUUAAGUUUUGCUUGAUAAUACUGGUCGGGUGUAACUCGAACAGCUUGCAAUCGAAACGUCAAGCCUCGCAGAAUAUAGUUGGUCGGACUAAAUUCGAGCACUUAAAACUGGUUAAGUUUAAUUCGAACAAUUGAAAUGACUGGUUAAGUCUUUUUAUUAACUUAGAAAGAUUGACUGGUUAAGUCUUACAAACCGAGUGACUACAUGCCACGUCUGGCCAGUAUCUCGGCUAUAUGCCCCUAAUUGCAAUUGACUAUACAUAGUAUUUCUUUAGAUUGUCUAGAUUCCAUGGCCGAGCAAGUGGUAUGCCUUCAGGAUUCUCGAGCUGAAAUGUACCAGGCUUGAUGACCUUGGUUACCUUGUAAGGACCAUCCCAGUUGGCCCCUAGCUUGCCUUUUAGAUGUGAUAGCCCUGUAGCUUCGACUUUCCUGACCACCCAAUCUCCGAGCUGGAUCGGCCUUGACUUGACUCGACGUUGAACUGCCGAGUGACUCUUUGCUUGUAGCGGAUCGACCUUAACAAUGAGUUGCCCCUUGUU
Beta vulgaris subsp. vulgaris (sugar beet) is the source of this 2214-nucleotide messenger RNA. RefSeq lists its product as uncharacterized. NCBI's taxonomy places the organism in Eukaryota, Viridiplantae, Streptophyta, Magnoliopsida, Caryophyllales, Amaranthaceae. Bases 208 to 1509 code for a protein of 433 amino acids. The record is from RefSeq and is a predicted model, not a curated record. The transcript is spliced from 2 exons.